AUGUUGGGUUUUACUCUGCUCUUACUUGCCAGUGUUCGGCUCAUUCAUUCAGCUGCCAUUGCAGCUGUUAAGUCGCUACCAGAGUGCGGUCAACAUGCCGCUACACCAAAUGCGACAUGCCCGCUAAACGUCUGCUGUUCGCAAUACGGGUUUUGCGGAACCACGCCAGAAUUUUGUGGUCAAGGCUGUCAGUUUGCUUGUGAACAGCCCAAGCCCCAUGGAGCCGAGAGCAAUAGUCAGAAGCGGGUCAUCGGAUACUGGGAAGCUUUCAAUUCGAAUCAACCAUGUGGCAUGAUGCCGAUUGAGUCCAUACCGGCAUCUUUGCUGACACACCUCAAUGUUGCUUUUGCCUACAUAACUCCCGACUACCAGAUGACAAACAUGGCUGGUGUUGCUGAGAACAUCUAUUCUGAUCUAGCCAAUGUCAAGUCAAGGAACCCACGCAUGAAAAUCAUCAUCUCUGUGGGUGGCUACGGAUUUAAUGAUCCCGGUCCCACACAGACAUUGUUCUCUGAUAUGGUCGGAAAUGCCAAAAGCCGUGCCACAUUUAUCUCCAGCAUUCUAACAUGGCUGGCGCAGAAAGGUUUCGAUGGAAUCGACUUUGACUGGGAAUAUCCGACUGCGCAAGAACGAGGCGGACGUCAAGGCGAUGGGGCGAACUUUACGCAGUUCCUGAAAGAAUUCAGAGAAGCCAUACAUGACAGUGGCAAAGACUACAUCGUCACUUUCACAGCGCCUGUAUCCUACUGGUACUUGCGAGGUUUUGAUCUUGAACAAAUGAUGACAUAUGUGGAUUGGGUGAACGUGAUGUCUUACGAUCUGCAUGGCACUUGGGACCAGCAGGACCAAUCUUCCAUCAGUGGCCAGGUUCUUGCGCAUACAAAUCUUACGGAAAUUGAUAGUGCGCUGAAUUUGUUCUGGCGCAACAAUGUUGACCCUGCCAAGGUGGCCCUGGGUCUUGGCCUCUACGGACGCACUUAUACACUGAGUGACCCCUCAUGCUAUCACCCUGGUUGCGCAACCACGACGCCAGGGAAAGCAGGUCCUUGUACUGCACAGGAUGGUAUCUUAUCCUAUCGUGAGAUCAUGCAGGUGAUAUCAGACACUGGCGCUUCACCCCACACUGAUGAAGCAGCUCGCGUCGAGUACAUGGUCUACAAUGACAAUCAAUGGGUUUCAUAUGACAGCCCUAGGACUUUCAAGUCCAAGAUUGAAUAUGCCAACAAACUGGGCCUUUCAGGCUUGAUGCUGAUGGCGCGAUAUCGAAUACCACCACUGAUUGUUAGGCUGGAACGAUUCUACACCGAGUGA
Pestalotiopsis fici W106-1 is the source of this 1311-nucleotide messenger RNA. RefSeq lists its product as uncharacterized. The transcript has 10 exons. The coding region runs from base 1 to 1311 and encodes 436 amino acids. Gene Ontology annotation, biological process: carbohydrate metabolic process. Lineage: Eukaryota; Fungi; Ascomycota; Sordariomycetes; Amphisphaeriales; Sporocadaceae. Gene Ontology annotation, molecular function: chitin binding; hydrolase activity, hydrolyzing O-glycosyl compounds. The record is from RefSeq and is a predicted model, not a curated record.